Molecule: messenger RNA, 3462 nt
Organism: Penicillium griseofulvum
Lineage: Eukaryota; Fungi; Ascomycota; Eurotiomycetes; Eurotiales; Aspergillaceae
Gene: pld2
Product: putative phospholipase D (PLD)
Exons: 5
Coding region: 1-3462 (1153 amino acids)
Biological process (GO): cell motility
Molecular function (GO): catalytic activity
Source: RefSeq, a predicted model, not a curated record
AUGUCCAAACAGGAUGAUCUGGCCUAUGGUGGUUACUACGAUGGUGCGGAACGUGGGUCCGGAGAAGGAUCCCGCGGUCUAGGCGAUACCUUCAAGAAGCUCCGCGAUACGUACAAGAGCCACGGGUCUUCACAUGGCCAGGCUAACCAGACAUACAACCCAAGUGGUUAUCAAGGCCAGAGUUACCCAACCCAGACCGAACCACAAUACGGAUAUGAUCAGAGCCAAAAUACAAGUGGACAGCACCAAAAUCCUGACUAUUAUGGAAAACCUCCGAAGGAAGACAAACUGGCUGGUUUCUUGGGGAAACUUCAAGGUACUGUGACCGAGCUUGGUUCCGAAUUCGCCCAAAAGAUCGGUACCACUAUCGACCCACAGGCAUAUGCCGAGUAUGGUCCCAGCAAACCCAACGCAGAGCAUCGAUUUGGUAGCUUCGCCCCUCCCCGAGAACAUAAUGAUGUCAAGUGGCAUGUGGAUGGAUGUAGCUAUUUCUGGGCUGUGUCACGAGCUCUCGAAAAUGCCCGAGAGUCGAUUUGGAUCCUGGACUGGUGGUUAUCUCCCGAACUUUAUUUGAGACGGCCGCCGGCCAAGAAUGAACAGUACCGAUUGGAUCGCAUGCUGCAAGCUGCAGCCCAGCGGGGCGUGCGUGUCAAUAUCAUUGUUUAUAAGGAGGUUACGCAGGCACUAACUCUGUCUUCUUCUCACACAAAACAUGCCUUAGAAAAUUUGCACCCCAAUAUCGCUGUCUUCCGUCACCCUGACCAUCUGCCUGACCGCCAAGGGCUGGCAGCUUCCAUUGCGUCGUCUUUCCAGAAUAUGACACUCGACUCAGCAAGUUUGGGUAAGAUGUCGAAGGAUACACUGAUGGGACUGUACGGAAUGAACGAUGAUGUCAUUCUGUAUUGGGCUCAUCACGAGAAGCUUUGCGUGAUCGAUGGUCGGACUGCAUUCAUGGGUGGUUUGGACAUGUGCUUCGGCCGCUGGGACACAAAUCAACAUGAGCUCUCGGACCUACGUCCCUCCGAUGUCAACCAAACCGUCUUCCCUGGCCAGGACUACAACAAUUCUCGCGUCCUUGAUUUCCAAGAUGUGGUUCACUGGGAGAAUAACCAGCUGGACAGAAAGACCAUGUCUCGGAUGGGAUGGUCUGAUAUAUCCGUGAGCCUGCACGGUGCAGCCGUAGAAGAUUUGCGGCGUCACUUUGUUGAACGGUGGAACUUCAUCUACGAUUUGAAAUACAAGGUUCGUAGCGAUUCUAGGUACGCUAGAUUGGCACUCCAUGGAAGGCCCGCUUCGUUCACUGGCCAACAGCAGGCUGGUUCUCCACAGCCCAACUUGUACCCCUCGGGACAGUCAAGCCCACAGGGACAGACAUCUGCGCCAUCCUGGCAGCAGAAGCCUAGUGGAGCCACAUCUCCUGCAUUCCCACCGCCACCAGGUCAGACGUCGAAUUCGUACCAAGCGUCCCAGUCCCAGCCUCAGCAUCAGCAAUCUGCCGGGGCAUAUCAGCCCUACAACAGUGCUAGCACUUCAAAUUAUCAGCCACCACCGGCUCAGAGUUCUUCAAACCAACACCAGUAUCAACCCGAAAAUGCUCCAACCUAUCCCCCGCCGCCAGGCCAAAGCCCUCUAGGCCAUCAGCCUCAAUCUGCCCAGUCUCCGAGUCACAAUGCAAGCCAGUAUAGCUACACUGGGAGCUCAUUCCCUCCUCCUCCACCUGGACCUCCACCAGCGCAGUCCAAUACCAACACCUCGCAUCAGGCUUAUCAGCAGGAGCAGAAGCCCUAUUUCCCACCCCCACCAGGCCAGGAAGCAUCUCACUCUAACACCCGUGGAAUUGAUGAUUACCAAUAUGAAGGCGACCGCGAACGUGGUUCUUUGAACCCCCGUCGCUUCCGAGAGGACCUGACCCAAUAUGGCAGCGCCCUUCGUGGUCAGCUCGCCGGAACAAUUCACCAAUACCAGGAUCGGCUAACCACAUAUGGCCGACCUUCCUCCUCGCAAGGCCGAGGGAACAUGUCAUGCCAGAUUGUGCGCAGCUGCGCGAAAUGGAGCAACGGCAGCCCACUUGAGCAUUCAAUUGCCGACGCAUAUUGCGCCAUCAUCCGAAACAGUGAGCACUUCGUCUACAUCGAAAACCAGUUCUUUAUCACUGCGACCGGUGAUGCGCAGCGUCCAGUGAAAAAUCAGAUUGGUGCCGCAAUUGUGGAGAGAAUUCUACGUGCUGCCCGCGCCGGUCAGAAAUAUAAGAUCGUGGUGGUCAUCCCCUCUGUUCCUUGCUUUGCAGGUGAUUUGCGAGAUGAUGAGACUCUCGGAACGCGCGCGAUCAUGGAGUUCCAGUACAACUCUAUCAACCGCGGAGGCCACAGUAUCAUGGAGCUGAUUGCCAAAGAAGGAUUUAACCCUAUGGAGUAUAUCCGUUUCUACAACCUUCGCAAUUAUGAUCGGAUUAACAACGGUAGUAUGAUGGCUGCAGCUGAACAGCAGAGUGGUGUCAACUACGAAGAUGCCCGCAGACAGUACGAUGUGAACACUGCAGGCCCUGGUGGAUAUGCUCCAAGCACUACCCGUACUGCUUUUGAUACUUCCGCACCGUUCCAGAAGUACCAGCAGGCCGCACACCAGGUGCAGGGCAGUCAUGCUUCUUCGAACCGGUGGGAUAGUGUGAGCGAGUGUUACAUGCUCGGCGGAGAGGAUAUUCGUAAAGUGCCAUGGGAUGGCCAUCCCGACGCUGAAAUUGAUGCGUUUGUUAGCGAAGAGCUUUAUGUCCACUCAAAGGUGAUGAUCGCCGACGAUCGUAUAGUUAUUUGCGGAUCUGCAAACCUGAACGACCGUUCUCAAUUGGGUGACCAUGACUCUGAGAUCGCAGUCAUCAUCGAAGACUUCACGCCCGUGGCAUCCACUAUGAAUGGUAAGCCGUGGACUGCUAGUCGUUUUGCUUCAUCUCUUCGUCGCCAGCUGUUCCGGAAGCAUCUGGGUCUUUUGCCACCACAGGAUUAUCAACGACCGGAUGCGAACUUCGAGCCCGUGGGGGUUCCCAACCAGUUCGACUUUGACUGCCCUGAGAGCAAGGUCGUCGCUGAUCCGCUUUCCGACACUGCCCAGAGUCUUUGGAAUUCGCGGGCGCACAUGAACACCGAGGUCUUCCGGAAGGUAUUCCACGCUGUUCCUGACGACUCAGUCCGCAAUUGGGCUGAAUACAAAGAGUUCUAUGAGUACUAUUUCCAUAAGACGGAGAAGAGUGCUGGGGGCAAGGAAGUAUCUAGUCCGGCGCGAUUCCAAUGGGGCCACGUUGUGCGUGAUGACUUUGCGCCUGGUGCAGAGGGGGCGAAACAGGUCAAAGAACUGCUCAGCCAAGUCAAGGGUACUCUGGUUGAGAUGCCUUUGAUGUUCUUGAUCGAGGAAGACAUCGCCAAGGAAGGAUUGACCCUGAAUGACUUGACCGAGCCACUCUAUACCUAA